UGAAGUUGAGUGAAACUCAACUCCUAUUGUCUGUCGCUGCUCACUGUACCGCUGAUCACACAGCAAAACGUCCAAGCAGCGACUCAGGGACCACAACACCAGCACCACCUGCACCACCAGCACCACCAGCACCAUGCCGUCCCAGGAAUGGAUCCGCACCUCGCUGCGGACCCCUGGGAUCCUGAUCUUCGGGAUGGUCCUUGCCCCGUGCGGCUGGAUCCUUAACCUCGUCGCCACGGUGGCCCCCAACUGGCGCACGAUACACGGGAUACUGGACACCCCAAGGAACGAGUUCAUCCAGCAGGGCAUCUGGGACAUCUGCCGGGCAACGGAAACCAGCCAGCUGGGCUGCGGGCUGCAGGACACGGACUACUUCAACGAGCAGAUCAUCGAGGUGGCCCAGGGGCUGAUGGUGGCGUCUCUCAUCGUCACCCUCAUCGGCCUGGCCGUCGCUAUCCCUGGGGUCCGCUGCUGGCGUGAGACCCCACGCUGGACCCUGGCCGGCCUGGGCGGGCUGCUGAUCUUCCUGUCGGGCGUCAUGACCCUCAUCCCCAUCGCGUGGUAUACGCACAUCCUGGAGGAGAUCCCGGUUUCGAGCCUCUCCAGCGACGUGCGGGUGGGCUACUGCAUCAUCCUUGGCUACAUCGGGGGCAUAUUCGAGGUCCUCGCGGGGCUGGUCAUGUUCAUCGGGAUUUGCCGUUGCUGCGGCGGCAAGAACCGGGGGGAGAGGCCGGCCGACGAGGUCAGGAACUCGCAGUUCCGACACCGGAAAAACCCGCCGCCAAGGCGCUUGGAGGUGCCCAGUCUGUCAAGCUCCAAGAGCAGCGCGAGCAGCGUCGCUUACUCCCGGGACGACGACGUGUCCUUCCCGCGCGCCAAACCCGCUCCGGCCCGCUCCGUCCACACACCAUACUCCAACACCAGCAGGCCCUACGACGUGGACCUCUAGAGACACGAGCACCCCGCUGAGCAGAUGCUCGGACCCGGACACAGCAGUGGGUCGGAGGUUAAUCGAAGAAGCAUUGGUAUCCUGAGAUAUGUAUUGUGGGAUCGGGAGUCGGGACUCUGGGCUGUUAUGAUUAGGACUACGUAUUGGGAUGGGUGUCAUUGCAGGUGGUCCGGGGUUCAAACCCCAAUGACCAGCCUCACCUGCAUGAGGUCCGAUCCUCUGUUGCAUGGAUAUAAAACACUGAUCCGCUGUUGUUAAAGCGAGAUUACCUUAAAGUAAAAGACCUAGAAGUAGUAGUAGGCUAAUAUAUUGUCUUAACAUCCGGAACAUGGAAGAACAAAUACUAACUUUUUUUUAAUAGCUUACGAAAAGUAUUUGAUUUUAGAUGCUGUACAUAGAUUUUUGUAAAAAGCCCUUAUCUUGAAGGAACAUAUAGGUUAGGUUGUCCUGGUGUUAGCUGAUACAUUUGUUGGCAGCUAUUUUUUGUACAUUGUCAAUACUUUUAUUUUGAUAUGCACUUUACAUUCCUCGUUGAGAUUGUAGAUUAACAAACAGGAUUGUAGUAAACUAUACUGCUGACAGACUGUAGAAAACUGUAGUCUUUAAAGACUGUAGAAAAUUGUAGUCCUAAAGACUACUGAACUGUAGUCCUAAAAGACUAGUGAACUUUAGUCCCUAAAGACUAGUCAACUGUAGUCCUAAAGACAGUGAAUUGUAGUCCUAAAAGACUCUAGUAAACUGUAGUCCUAAAAAACGAAUGAACUGUAUUCCUAACUGACAGUAGUGAACUGUAGGCCUUGUCCUAAAGACUAGUGAACUGUAGUCCU
This is a messenger RNA of Gadus chalcogrammus (walleye pollock), 1776 nucleotides long. RefSeq names its product claudin 23.2 (gene cldn23.2). Gene Ontology annotation, cellular component: bicellular tight junction; plasma membrane. Gene Ontology annotation, molecular function: structural molecule activity. The transcript has a single exon. The coding region runs from base 134 to 949 and encodes 271 amino acids. NCBI's taxonomy places the organism in Eukaryota, Metazoa, Chordata, Actinopteri, Gadiformes, Gadidae. Gene Ontology annotation, biological process: cell adhesion; bicellular tight junction assembly. The record is from RefSeq and is a predicted model, not a curated record.